AUGAAAAAGUUUACACUCUUUGAUUUCACAAAUGACAACUCCCUACGUGUAGGAGAGACUUCAUGGAUACAGGACCUUCCCAGUGAUGACAAAGAAGUUGCAAGUCUACUAACAGCAAAUGAAAAUGUGUUAGUAAAUUGGCCAGCGGAAGAGAAAAAGACAGAGAAACAGUUAGCAAAAGUAAUUUCCAUGAGUGAUGAUCCUCAAGAGCUGGUUCAGAUUAUUCAGAAGAUCUUAGAAGCAAAUGAUAAGACAGAAAUACAAGGGCUUCAAAAAGGAAAAAGAAAACAAAUUGAAACACUAAGCUCCAAGAAUGAAGAGAGGGAAAUUGAUCAAGAACAGGAACAGAUAACAAAGAGUACAAAAAGAAAAAAGUCCCUACAGGAUUCUUCUCCUGCUAACAUACUGAAUCAACUGGAAACACCUUUGAUGGACACACUGAGAGAAUUUUCUUCUGGAACUGCCUUUUUGCCCACUGAAAGCAUCAGUGAUGAUGAAGAGUCUUUAAUCCAGUUAUCAAAAGAGGAAUUGUGUGCCGUAAUAAAAAAUCUGAAACAGAAACUCUCUGACACCAUGACAGAAAACUGCCGCCUUCGGCAGUCACUGGUCACACUUCAAGUGUUACCUCAGGCAGUUACCCACUUUGAAGAGCUGGUGGGCAUGGCAGAAGCACUGCUUAAAAGGGGAGGAGCCCCUUCUGCAUCCAGCCCUCAUUCCGAAGGCAUCUGGAAGGCUACAGGAAAUUCUGUACCAGAUUCUUAUUCUACAGUGGGUAAUAAUUACAGUUCACCUUUCUCCUCGAAGGUGGAGGAGGAAGAGCAUACCAUUAACAAAGAGUUCAAGAUUGAAAAAUGGCAGAUUGCCCUUUGCAACAAGAGCAAGCCUCAGAAAUUUAUAAAUGAUAUAAUGCAAGCACUUUAUACCAAUGAAUAUAUGGCAACACAUAGCUUAACAGGGGCAAAAUCCUCUUCUUCUAAAGAGAAAGCAGCAAAACCAGCUAUGAACCAAAAUGAAGUCCAGGAAAUCAUAGGGGUCACAAAACAGUUAUUUCCCAACACAGAUGAUGCUUUAAUUAGGAGAAUGAUGGGUCAAAAGUUAAAUAACUGUACUAAGAAGCCAAUUUUAAGCCAAGAUCUUAAUCCCCAUGUUUUUAGGAAGCAUGCCUUUUGGGUGCUGUUAAACAACUACAAGAAUCACGGGGUGACUGCUGCUCAUGUCUAUUGGCUACAGAGUCAGCGAAUGAAAACUAGAAUGAAAACUAUUGGGUGCAAUUAUAGCUGUUUCUCUCUACUCCCACCCAUCCCGCCAUUGAGUCAUUCAUUCUGUGGCUCCAGUGUAGUCUCUGCCCCAGUACAGUUUGACAGCCAGAUUCCCACGUGUCCUCAAGUGGGGGUGUGGCUUUUAGGGAGCCCGGGAGGUUUGUGUUUACACUCCGCUACUCCACGUCUUACCCCUCCCACCAAGCGUGCCCUGUCAGCGGGACUGACUACGCAUGCUCCUCCGCGCUUCUCUAGCUGCUUGGCUUUCUCGGCCGCGGUCUUUCUUUCCGCGUCUCCGGCGCCCGCUUCGGACCGGGGAGAACAACAAAUCCCAGAAGCCCGUGCGGUGGCCCGGGGGCAGAAGCGGGCAGUUACGGGAGAGAAGAGAGGGAUCAGGAGUUGUUUGGGAUUGGUUUCUUUCCGCGGCGGCGGCGGCAGCAGGAAGCCAGACAGCGCCUCGGCCUGUGGCUACUUUUGA
Messenger RNA from Vombatus ursinus (common wombat), 1737 nucleotides. It is a transcript of the gene BEND6, whose product is annotated as BEN domain containing 6. The transcript is spliced from 9 exons. Gene Ontology annotation, molecular function: transcription corepressor activity; DNA binding. The record is from RefSeq and is a predicted model, not a curated record. The coding region runs from base 1 to 1737 and encodes 578 amino acids. Lineage: Eukaryota; Metazoa; Chordata; Mammalia; Diprotodontia; Vombatidae. Gene Ontology annotation, cellular component: nucleus. Gene Ontology annotation, biological process: positive regulation of neuron differentiation; negative regulation of Notch signaling pathway.